This is a messenger RNA of Chenopodium quinoa (quinoa), 1968 nucleotides long. RefSeq names its product GDSL esterase/lipase At4g10955-like. Lineage: Eukaryota; Viridiplantae; Streptophyta; Magnoliopsida; Caryophyllales; Amaranthaceae. The record is from RefSeq and is a predicted model, not a curated record. The coding region runs from base 356 to 1444 and encodes 362 amino acids. Gene Ontology annotation, biological process: lipid metabolic process. The transcript has 3 exons.
AUAAAUGAUAUUAAUGCAUACUUUCUCUGUUCUUAUAAUUUACCAAAAAUAUACGCAUUUAGACCUACAACAUACUUCUAUCAUGAAUAUACCUGUCCUAUUCACCAUUAUAAUUCAUGAGAGUUAACAGAACUUGUCUUCAAGACUCUCUCUCUCUCUCUCUCUCUUGGGUUUAGAGAAGAAGAGGCAAAAUUCAUUGACUUUAUAUUAAAUUACACAAAUUUGGUCAAGUCAGCUCUUUAAGCUAGAGAUUUAAGUCUACUCACACCCAAAAGAUGAAGCUCAUUCCACCAUCAUUUUAAAGCUCCUUCUAUUCCAAAUGUAAGGGCAAGUAUUUUUUAAGCUCUUAUUAGAGAUGAAGGGGUACAAUAAAGAGGAAGAAAAAGAGACGAAGCCCUCUGAGAAGGAGAUUUUUGGCAUUUGUGGGCCCUUACACCUUAAUUGUGUUGAUUGGAGAAUACCGGAUCAUAGAAGAUCGGUUGCGGCUAGUUUGGUUCAAGGAGUGUACAUUUUAGAGAGAGACCGCCAACAAAAGAGAACGGGGUACAAUGCACUAGCCCCAAUUUGGUGGGAUUAUUUCCAUUUUAAAUGCACCCAAAUCCUUGUAGAUCAAGUUGAUUCCUCCACAUUUGGAGCGAUUUUCGUGUACAAGUACCACAAUCCUAACUAUUAUCACCCCAUGGCAUCCCAAUGUGUACCCCCUCAAUAUGUUAUUGCCUUCCGGGGUACAAUUACCAAACCCGAUACACGUAAACGAGAUCUCUACUUGGAUAUCCAACUCGCCCUAAACGGGCUAACCUGUAAUUCUCGGUACCAAACCGCACUCCAAGCAGUAGAGAACCUCAUGGUCAAAGUUGGUCAACGGAAUGUUUGGUUAGCAGGGCAUUCUCUAGGGGCAGCAAUAGCCCUACAAGUAGGAAAAGAAUUGGCUAAAAGAGGUUGUUACAUAGAAAGUUACCUUUUUAACCCUCCAUAUACUUCUGCCCCGAUUGAGACACUCAACAACCCGAAUUUGAAAACGGGUGCCCGUAUCGCUACUAGUGUUAUAACGGCUGGCCUUACACUUGCUCUUAAUAAGGGUACAAAAAAUAAGUACACUACACAACAACAUGGCCCAUUUACUAUACUUAGUUCUUGGAUCCCAUACUUGUUUGUGAACCCGAAAGACCCGAUUUGUUGCGAGUAUAUCGGGUAUUUCGAGCAUCGAGAAAAGAUGGAAGGAUGGGGUAUAGGUGGGAUUGAGAGAAUUGCAACUAAAAAUUCAGUAGUGGGUUUAUUAUCGGGUGCAUUAGGAAGAGAAGGUGAAGCACUACAUUUGAUUCCCUCAGCAUUUGUUGUUAAGAAUAUGAUUGUUAAAGAACAAGGUCUUAAGAUAUCUCAUGGAAUUCAUCAAUGGUGGGAACCUCAUCCUUUUUGGCAGCCUCAACUUUACAAAAUUAGUUGACAUGAAGGAAAAAUGCAGGGGAAUUAUAUGUUAUUUUGAAAAUUCAUGUAACUACAAAGAAAGAGUUGUGUGAUUUUUUUUUUUUUUUUUCUUAUAUAUAACUAUAUCAAUGUAUAAUCAUUGGUUAAAUUUUGUAUGGGGUUGGGGCAACCUAUAUUACUUGUUUGCAAGUGUAACUUUAACUUUAAGUAGCAAGUAACGUGAUAGAUAUCAUCUCCAAUACGAAUUUAUGAUUUUGUUCUUAUGGGUUCGGAAUACAGUGAAAUAAUUAAAAUAUCAAGAUUCAAAAAUAAACUUUUUAAAAUGAUAAUUUUGAUGUGGAAUAUAUGGGUAUUUGAAGUUCAUUUUGAGGCGGUUAAUCAAUUAUAAUUGAAUUUGGAUAGAGACAAUAGAUAAUUUUUAUGAUUUAACACGUAAUUUUUCCUAAAAAAAUACUUUGAACCUUUCAUCUCCAGAUUGUAAAAAAAAACAAUAUAUAUCCAUAUUAAUAUUUACAGUAUUAUUUAACAACAUUUAUCUAGUAC